AUGAAUCCCCGUCCUGGCCCGUCGCUCCACGAAUCUCUGCAAUCUCGUGGUGGCGCCGUGCCUCCUUCAUCUCAGGCGCGGCGGCGACCCUCGCGGCCUCUUAUACAGCCCGACUGCAUCGAUCCCACCCUCGAAGACGAGCGCCCACCCGUCCACAAUGGCGCACCCGACGCCAGCCGCCCACCGCCCAAGGGUCGCCCGCAACUCUUCUACACCACCAACGCGAGCAACGGACUGGCACUUCCCAUCCACGCGUUUCCCCUGCAGCCGGCCGCGAAUCUGCCUGCGCCGCCAAGACCGGGCUCAGUGCAUUUGAGAAAUGCCUCACAACAGCGCCGCAUACAGCCAGGGGGUACCGGCGUCAAGGACUACCCCAAGUCCAAUGUGCAUGAACUUGUCCCAUCGCCGGUCCACGUUGGCCUCGGAAAACCUGCGGAUGUCUUUCCGUGGACGGGCAACAAUCCCGAAGACACGCUAUCGGAGGCGCUGGUCAAGGCUGGCAUCAGCAACAAGCCCCAGAUUAUGAAUGAGACGAAUACGGCCCGCCCUUCGCUGUGGUCGAACCUCAAGAACAAGUCGGGGCUGACGACAUUGUCUACACUGUUCGUGGCUGUGCUGGAAAAGAGACAACAGAGCGGCCGCCUCCAGGUCCCCAACACCUUCAAGCCUCCCCCACGGCUGACGCUGCGCGAUUCUACCCGAGAACAAUGGCUGCACGAUCUAUCGAACCCUGGAACCAGCCUCCGGAGGCUGAGUCGCACGAUUCCUCAUGGGCUCACCGGCAAGGUCCUUCUUGAACAGUGUCUAAACAAGAACAUACCUCUACCGCGAGCAUUAUGGCUUGCCAAGUGCGUGGGCAUCAACGAGCUGCGUGCUCACAAGAGAAAGGGCCAGGCUGGUACUAUUACCUGGGGCAGAGGCUGGACCAGCUCUGUUGAGCAAUUCAUGGAUAGUGUCAUUGGCGCCAUAGGGCAAGGCGACUGGAAGCCCCGAGUUACUUAUGCGCUCCAGCUUGCCACUCACCUCUACAAGGAACAUCUCCUGGAUGACGAUCACUUUCUGGAUUGGAUCAUUCAUGGACUGGACACUUGUCCGUCAGAGCGCUUGUUCAUUUGGCUUCUAAUAAUCCAAAUCUCUCAUUAUUGGACCGACAUAACCUCCUGCCGCCGUCGCGGAAGGCGCCUAGCCGAGUCGCUGCUCAACCAUCUAGACAAGAUCUACCGAUUGGAAGAUUCAGGCCCCCAAUCUGUCGUGCUGCAAUAUCUUGAGAAUACGCUGACCAAGCUUUUGAUUGCCCGACCUGCGUGUUUGCUGCUCCCUACCACCUGGGCCAAACACAGUGCCCAGCUCAGAAGGCUGACUGAAAGACGGACCCAUCCUCAGAUGAAGCAAGCAAUCAAGAGAAUUGAGCAACGAAACAGUCGGCUUCUGCAGUCGGCGAAGACCCGCUCAUCAACCAUGCAAAGUCCUGCCGGCCGUAUAUAUCGCUUACUAGACACUGCAAGUGAUGUUCAUCCUUAUCGAGUGGAAGACCUGUCAUUCGAGUGCAUGGAGAUCAUACCAGAUGCUACACUAUUGAUUGCAACCGUCCUACAGUGGGCUUGCUCGUGUUACAGAGAAGGGGUCCAUCGCACCUAUCUCAUAACUCGGUUACUUCGCAGAUGGAGUCACCAAGGUGCAGAUGUUUAUGAUGGGGUCAUAUCCUACUUGCGAGAUAUGUCUUGGGUGGGAACUGGUGAUCUCAGCAUUAUCUUCCGAAUUAUUGCUGAAUUGGUCCGUUCCAAGACUUUUGCGACCGGCCGUUAUCUUCAAUGGCUCAUCGCCACGGGGUCAUUGGGACAUGACUCAGAUCUUUCUUCUCCUGAUGCGUGGCCUGUCAGACUCAUCACAGAAAUACCACUUACUGGGCUGCCGGAUCAGAUACGCACUUUACGGAGCACACUGUUGCGAGGAACUGCUCACGCCGCAGAAGUGGAACGGGAGACACUUCUACGCGCCGAGCAACAGAUAUCGCACACCUUGCCUGCCAUGUUUGGUCUUUACAAUAUAAAAGUCAAGUCGCCUGAUAUCAAGCUCGACAGCCUCAGCCCUACAAUCAAGCUUGAGUUAGGCAUCUGGCUGCGAGGAAAUGUCGCCAGUUACGCAGAAGUCAACGAACGAGUGCCUACCAAGGACCCUUCUGUUGAAGAGACCGCUGCGGUAUCAUUAAUCAGCCCUCUUGAGUUUCACAUUGUGCGAUCGUACCUCGAGCGUUUCGGCGACCCAGCCAUACUUGCAGAUGUGGUAGGUAUUGCGGCUACGUCGCUCGAUCCUUCUGUCCUUGCAGCAGCAGCAGACACAAUCAAUUACCAUGUCAAAGCCUUCCGAGCUAUGGGUGCAUGUGAUCCUUUGUUUGGCAGGAUCGCCGCACGCUAUGCUGCCUUGAGGACCAUGCGCUUUCCUGAGCGCGAGUUGUUGCUAAGCCUCUCAAACCUGGCCCGAGUCUUGCAUGCGGAUGGCCAACUUUUACAACUAUUGGGUUAUGACCUUAGCCGGCUUGAUCAGAAAAAUUCACUCGCUGCAUGUUCGCCUGCUUCAGACAAUAUGGGCGAGGUCAUGCAGACAAGCUCCUACUCUGAUGACGAGAUAGAAAGAGUACUUUCAAGCGGUACCAGCAUGGAUCAGCAAAUGAUGGCACGGGUUCUUCGCAAGAUUAUCAACAAUCACCAGGAACAGGUGCACAAAGGACAAGCACACUUCGAAAGUUACCCUGCUUGGUUUCAUCGUUUGAGAAGUUUCGAUGAACCGACUUUCGAGAUGGUUACAGGUGAAUGGCUGAGCUCCACUCUGACAGCUCACCAAAUCGACGUCUUACGAGUGGCUUUACCUACACUGGUUGGUUCCGGUUGCGUGGCUUUACAGACCUUCCUAGAUACGCUACAAGCUUCCGUUGCCAGGUUGAAGAAUAGUCCUACGGAAAUAGGCGUUCAGGCUGCCGUUGAGGGACUACGCAUUUUGCUACCUUGCGAUACAUUAGCUGCAUCUUGCCCUCCACAAGACGCCUAUCGCUACCGAUUAGAGCAGCGCAAGCUAGGAGGUCGCACUCAGCGCUGCGUUGGUGAUAUCGUUGGGCUGCUCUCGGCAAACUCGUCACAGACAGUACAAGGGCAGGUCUCGUUACUGCUCAUGAGCGAGCCCAUGUUGGCCCUCAUGAAGCAAUCCGUCGUGGCCGAUCCGGGAAACCUAUCAAACCUGAGUCGCGAAACGAAAGGAUUGUUUGUUACGCCACUAUUGGAUGUCUUGCUGGAUCCAUCUGGCAGCUUCCAAAUCGCCAACGUCAGCCCUGCAGAGAAAGUCCCUAUCGUGUUUGAGAUAGCUAGCGAUCUCUCACUGCCAAUCUGUCAAGCGGUUAUCGAACACAUCUUCUCUUCCCAAUCUGCGCUUUCUGGGGAGACAAUCGAUGCCCUUCCGGCAGCACUGCUGAGUGCAAUCAAAACAGCUGUAGAGGAGGAUCGAUCGGCCGGUCUCGAGCUAUUAGCUAGCCUCGAAGCCAGUCUCACAGACCAGGUACGACAACAUGCUGAACGUGAGAUUCUCAACGCAUCUGCGUUCCUGGCUCAAGGCUCGAGUGUCAAAUCCGAUGAAAUUUAUCAGCAUUCGCCUGCAGUUGUACAGAAAUACCUCACGGUUAUUGAUCUCACGUGCAGUAAAGGUGUCGAGGACACUGAUCAAUCUGCCAUGGUGAUUGCUCUGGCGGAGCGGCUGAAGGGUAUAGCGCAAGUAUUUGGUCAUUGCGAAGCUCUGGUCGCACAAACUGGUCAGAAGAAUGACGCUGUAGUCCUGAGCCUAUAUGCCUGGCUCAACGCCUUACUUCGUCUCGCAAUUGCGCAUUGUCCAGCAAUGUUACGCAACGCCACUCACCAGCAUCAAUCUGUAUUGAUGUCUGCCAUGAAGUCUCUUAUCACGCAUCCAUUUCUGGCGUUAUACCCGUCCGUAACAGAGCACAUUUUUGAUGUGGCAAUUUUCCUGUCUGAUUACAUCUCCGAUGAUGUGCGCCAUCAGGUCGCCCGCCUCGACAACAUCAGACCGACAGACGAUGCACGCUGUUUGUUCAUGUUGGGGGCUACAGCUCCAGUCGAUGGGUGGCUGGUACUCACAAAGCCUCUUGAUCCUUUGACCCAGCCUUCGUCACAGUCUUCGACCCCAGGCCCUAUUCAAAGUCAGCCUCAACCAUAUCAGAGCUCACAAACAUCUGCCGCAGGCCCGGCAAUACCACAACAGCGAUAUCUCAACCAGCAGCGACACCCGCAACAGCAACACUUUCAAAACCAGCAAGCGCAACAGGGCCAACAGGCUCAACAAGCUCAACAGGCUCAACAACAACGUCAAUAUCAACAAUAUCCCCAACACCCGAACAAGAUGUUACCGGCGCAAUUGCAACGAAACCCAUCCUUCCAAAACUCACAAUCGCAACUUCAACAGAUGCAACAGAUGCAGCAGAUGCAAGGGCUUGCACAGCAGCGUGCCACCCAACCUUCCCCUGUCUAUACACAGCGCCCCACGCCAACUUCACAAAACUCACACAGUGGUGCAGCACCAGGAAAAAUACAAAUCAGGCACGAAAAAGAAAUGCGACAAUACCCGUUCGUGCAGCCCCGAUGGGAGAUUCUCGCCGAUAGCUCUGGCAACCCGAACGCCAACGAGACUGCCAUCAGCCUGAGUCUUUUUGGCGCUCGCAAAGUUUGA
Molecule: messenger RNA, 4725 nt
Organism: Plenodomus lingam JN3
Lineage: Eukaryota; Fungi; Ascomycota; Dothideomycetes; Pleosporales; Leptosphaeriaceae
Biological process (GO): regulation of transcription by RNA polymerase II
Cellular component (GO): mediator complex
Molecular function (GO): transcription coregulator activity
Source: RefSeq, a predicted model, not a curated record